Molecule: messenger RNA, 1116 nt
Organism: Fonticula alba
Lineage: Eukaryota; Rotosphaerida; Fonticulaceae
Product: cytochrome c oxidase subunit IV
Exons: 4
Coding region: 63-518 (151 amino acids)
Biological process (GO): mitochondrial electron transport, cytochrome c to oxygen
Source: RefSeq, a predicted model, not a curated record
CGCCCGGGCGGCACACCACCCAACAGUUUGGUUUGGUAUUCUCCCUUGAUUCCACUACCAAGAUGUUCGCUCGCCUCUCCACCGUCUCCCGCGGCGUUGCCGCCGUCCCCCGCCGCAUGGCCUCCACUACCUCCACCGUCGCCUCCCUCGAGUCCCGCUGGGCCUCCAUGACCCUGGCUCAGCGCGAGGCCGCCUCCGCCGAGCUCCUCAAGCUCCAGACCGCCGACUGGACCAAGCUCUCCAUGGGCCAGAAGCGCGACCUCUACUUCCUGGCCUUCGGCUCUGAGCCCAAGCCCACCAAGGACGGCAUGAAGGUCUUCCUUGGCACUUUUGCCCUGAUCGGCGCCUCCGUCGCCACCUUCUACGGCACCAUGGCCUUCGGCAAGGAGCGCAACAAGACCCCCACUCGUACCCCCGAGUGGCAGGAGGCCAGCAACCAGUAUGCCAAGGCCAACAACAUGAGCGUGCACACUGGUAUCUCCAGCCCCGGCUACCAGGGCAAGGGCUUCGUCGAGUAAGUUGGCCUAUCCCGCUCGCGCGCGCGAUGCCCCUCUCUCCGCGCCGCGCCCGCCCCGCGGCCUAGACCCCGCACCACCUCCCCCCUCUAGUAUAGGGAGCCUUGGGAGGGGGGCCUCCUCUCUCUCUCUCUCUGCCUCUCUCUGCCUCUGGCGCGUGUCGCCCCCCCCCCCUCCCCGGCGGCUGUGCACCAGCACGCACGGCAGCGAGGCGACGCGAUGUGUGCGGGGGUCCCCCGGCAGCAGCGCGCGCGCGUAUACACAUGCUGCUUUCCCCCUCCCCAGUGGCGACUCCCCUCUCUCUUUACACACACACACACAUCCGUGCGCAUCCCUGCGCGGCGGCCCCCUCCUUCCCCCCCCCCCCUGGUGUCUGCUCUUUUCCCCGGGCCAAUAUUAUCCUCCUGCCUUUUCUGUGCAUCGUGUCUCGUGCGUGCGUGCGCGCGCCCCCGCGCCCCCGCGCCGCGAGACGCGCGCCUCCAAGUGCCGGGGGAGAUCCGGGCCAAAAAGAGGGAGAACAACGGCUCUUCAAACACGACAAGCACAUCCCGUCUCCUCCCGCCUUCUGGGAUGUGGCGCGCGCGCGUCCCCCCCCCCCCCC